This is a messenger RNA of Naegleria gruberi, 696 nucleotides long. RefSeq lists its product as uncharacterized. The coding region runs from base 1 to 696 and encodes 231 amino acids. The record is from RefSeq and is a predicted model, not a curated record. Lineage: Eukaryota; Heterolobosea; Eutetramitea; Acrasida; Naegleriidae. The transcript is spliced from 2 exons.
AUGUCUUCAACAUUAAACAGAGGAAAGAGAACUGUAAUUGUAACUGGAGCUAAUUGUGGAUUAGGUUUCGAAUGUGCUAAACAAUUAUUUGCAGAUGAGAAAUUGGAAUGGCAUGUUGUGUUGGCUUGUAGAGAUGAAAGUAGAGGAAAGGAAGCUUUGGAAACUAUUUUGAAUGGAUCAGUUUCGGAUAGGAUUAGUUUGAUUCUUUUGGAUUUAUCUGAUUUGGAAUCUGUUCGAAAGUUUGUGAAGGAAUUCGAAAGUGCCAAACUCCCACCAUUGAAGGCAUUAGUAGCAAAUGCAGGAAUUGUUGCCCCUCCAAAGUUGACUUUAACCAAACAAGGAUAUGAAAUCACAGUUGGUGUUAAUCAUAUAGGUCAUUUCUUGCUCACUAACUUGUUGCUUCCAUUAUUCGAAAGAGAUCAAAAGGAAAUUAAUUCAAUUGCUGUUGUUAGUAGUGAAGUUCAUGAUCCAAAAUUGAAAAUUCCAAUGCCAAAAGCAAAAUAUGAUUCCAUUGAGAAACUCAUUUCACCACCAUACGAAACUCCAGAAGAAAUUGGAAGUAGAUAUCCAACUUCCAAACUCUUGAAUAUUCUUUUCACUUAUGAAUUAUGGAAAAGAUUACAAAAUUCAAGUGAAUUCAAGAAUCAAUUCCGUGUAACUUGUUUCAAUCCUGGAUUUAUUCCAGAAACAAGGUAA